GAACGGAGGACAGGGUCAGCGAAAAGGCCGAGCACCUCCGCAAGAACGACGUGGUUGAGGUCCAAACCAAGCUGAAGACCCUGCUAUCGAACCUCUUCGACCUGGAGAGGGAUCUGGAGCUCCAGGAAGAGAAGCGGGAACGUGAAGACUGCAUGAAGGGGGAGAUUCAGGAUGACUUUGCCAACAUCGCGAACGUUCACAAGCCCAACGACAGCGACGACUACCAGCCUGAGCGUGAGAUGGACAUCAAUGCGAGGCUCCCGAGGUCUGGUCCUGUAACAAGAACGAUCGAGCGGGCGAUGCGGGUGAUUGGGUGUGGUCGAGCUGCGGUGCGAGAGACCUCGCCUUUGUUGGGAAGUGCAGACGCCGACGAGUCUCUGGGCUAUUGA
This is a messenger RNA of Symbiodinium necroappetens, 389 nucleotides long. The record is from the annotation of a GenBank genome assembly. NCBI's taxonomy places the organism in Eukaryota, Dinophyceae, Suessiales, Symbiodiniaceae.